UGGAAUGAAGAAGACGGGCAUCCAGACCACGAGCUCGAGGCCAGACUCGAGUUCCAUUUCUGUGCCCGUCUUCUGAGGACUAAAUUGAAAAUAAUGCCAAGCCAGCGCCUCCUGCCACAGACUGCCCUGCCCGGGGCUUCCUGCUUUCGUUUCCGCGUGCUACUAGUCACAUCCCCAGAGCACAGCGAGGCUUUCUUGAGGAGCCUCCUCCGGGCUCUGUAGUUUGGGAGCAGGGUACUAAACCGCAUAAAGAUGAGUUGGAUACAUUGAAUUCACUUAAAUGUCAUAAUCUAGUAGGAGGGCAGUAUUUAAUUUCACAAUGUUUGGGGACCUAUUUGAAGAAGAUUACUCCAGUGUGUCAAAUAAUCAGAAUGGAAAAGGGAAGAAACUAAAACCUAAACCUUUGGAGCCUCCUGCUCCUAGAGAAUUCACCAAUUUAAGUGGAAUCAUUAAUCAGGGUGGAACGUGUUACCUCAAUUCCCUUCUGCAGACUCUUCAUUUCACACCUGAAUUCAGAGAAGCUUUAUUUUCUCUUGGUCCAGAAGAGCUUGGUUCUUUAGAGGACAAGGAUGAGCCUGGUGCAAAGGUUCGAAUCAUUCCUUUGCAGUUGCAACGCCUGUUUGCUCAGCUUCUGCUCUUAGACCAGGGAGCCGCAUCCACAGCCGACCUCACUGACAGCUUUGGGUGGACCAGCAACGAGGAAAUGAGACAACAUGAUGUGCAGGAACUGAAUCGAAUUCUCUUCAGUGCUUUGGAAACUUCGUUAUUUGGGACCUCCGGACAUGACCUCAUCAAUCGUCUGUACCAUGGGACAGUGGUUAACCAGAUUGUUUGUAAAGAAUGUAAAAACAUCAGUGAAAAACAGGAAGACUUCUUAGAUCUAACAGUAGCAGUCAAAAAUGUAUCUGGUUUGGAAGAUGCUCUCUGGAACAUGUAUGUAGAAGAAGAAGUUUUCGACGGUGACAACUUGUACCACUGUGGAACUUGUGACCAGCUGGUUAAAGCAACAAAGUCGGCCAAAUUGCGUAAACUGCCUCCCUUUCUAACGGUUUCAUUACUAAGAUUUAAUUUUGAUUUUGUAAAGUGUGAACGCUACAAGGAAACUAGCUGUUACACAUUCCCUCUCCGGAUCAACCUCAAGCCUUUUUGUGAACAGAGUAAAUUGAAUGACUUAGACUAUAUAUAUGACCUCUUCUCGGUCAUUAUACACAAGGGUGGCUGCUAUGGAGGACAUUAUCAUGUAUAUAUUAAAGAUGUUGAUCAUCUGGGAAACUGGCAGUUUCAAGAGCCAGAUAAUAAUCUGAAAGCUCUUCAGAAUGAAGAAGACAUUGACGAUCCAUUGACAGUUCUAAAAGCGGUCUUACUACAGGAGGAGAAUAAUCUAAUUCCUGUUGAUCAGCUAGGCCAGAAACUCUUAAAAAAUAUAGGAAUAUCUUGGAACAAGAAGUACAAAAAGCAGCAUGGACCACUGCGAAAGUUCUUACAGGUCCAUUCUCAGACAUUUCUACUCAGUUCAGAUGAAAGUACAGUUAGUCUACAGAAGAAGUUUUCUCCCCAGAACAAAUCUGAUUUCCAAAGUAAUGGACAGCAGAUUCUCCAGAUGCCAGCUUCAAAUCCCCCAACAUCAGAUGAUAACACCACCUGUCCCCACUGGUUUGAUAUAAAUGAUUCCAGAGUCCAGCCAAUCAAGGAAAAAGAUAUUGAACAGCAAUUCCAGGGUAAAGAAAGUGCCUACAUGUUGUUUUAUCGGAAAUCCCAGUUGCAAAGACCACGUGAAGCUCGAGCUAACCCAAAGUACAGGGUUCCUUGUCAUUUGCUGAAGGAAAUGGAUGCAGCCAACAUGGAACUACAGAAGAAAAGGACAGAAUGUGAUUUUGCAAAUAAUAAUAUUGAAUUACAUCUCCACUUGGGGCCUCAUUAUCAUUUCUUCAAUGGAGCUCUGCAUCCAGUCAGCUGUCAGACAGAAAGCAUGUGGGAUUUGACUUUCGAUAAAAGAAAAACUCUAGGAGAUCUCCAACAGUCAAUAUUUCAGCUGUUAGAAUUUUGGGAAGGAGACAUGGUUCUCAGUGUUGCAAAGCGUGUUCCAGCAGGACUUCAUGUUUACCAGGCACUUGAUGGAAAUGAACUGACAUUGUGUGAAGCUGGAAUUGCUGAUGGGGAAGACAUCUUUGUUUGGAAUGGAGUGGAGGUUGGUGGUGUCCAGAUUCCAACUGGUGCUGACUGUGAGCCCCUGCUCUUGCAUAUUCUUCAUCUGGAGGCAGGUGGUGAUAGCAGAAGGUGUGGGCAGCUGGUGGAGUCUCCACAUGUCUUUCCAGCCAAUGCAGAAGUGGGCACUGUGCUCACAGUAUUGGCCAUCCCAGAGGGUGUCAUCCUCACACACAGUGCCACGUCUGCAGGGGAAGAGAGCUGGACCCCUGUUCCCAAGGAAAACAUGCAGAGGACAUUCAGAGAGCAUGGUCUCGGAGACGGAAGUUCUGUUUUAGUUCAGGAUUCUUACAGUGAUGCUAACAGCCUGUUGUCCCGAGGGGAGAAAUGGAUCACUGUUAGGAAUGAGAUUGACUGGCUUGAAAUUAAAAAUUUAUGCCGGUUAGAAUCUGAAGAGAAGCAAGUUAGAAUACCAGCAGCUGUUAACACAGUGGUGUUUGAUAUUCGAAUUAAAGCCAUAGAGGAGUUAAAAUUAAUGAAGGAACUAGUUGAGAACAGCUGUUUGAGGCCUAUUGACAGAAAUGGGAAGCUUCUUUGUCCAGUGCCAGACAAUUUCACUUUGAAGGAAGCAGAAGUGAAGCUGGGAAGCUCCCUCGGAUUGUGUGUUGGGAAAGCACCGACUGCGGCUCAGCUGUUCCUGUUUUUUGCACUGGGGAGUGACAUUCAACCUGGGACAGAAAUGGAGGUCAUAGUAGAAGAAACGCUAUCUGUGAGAGAUUGUUUAAAGAUAAUGCUGGAGAAAUCUGGUCUGCUAGGAGAUGCAUGGCAUUUACGGAAGAUGGACUGGUGCUACGAAGCCGGGGAGCCUUUAUGUGAAGAGGAUGCAACACUGAAAGAGCUUAUGAUAUGUUCUGGAGAUACUUUGCUUUUAAUUGAAGGAAAACUUCCUCCUCCGGGUUUCCUGAAGGUGCCCAUCUGGUGGCACCAGCCGCAGGGUCUCUUGGGACACUGGGAGAAUGAAGACCAGCCCCACGGCAGCCCUGCUGAGGGGGACAGCUGGAGAGCAGCUUCCACGCAAGGUGUUCCUGGCCACGAGCCUGCGGAAGUCUCUCUCCUCUACUUGGGAGACAUAGACAUCUCAGAAGAUGCCACGUUGGUGGACCUCAAGUCUCAGGCCAGGGCCUUGCCACCUGCCUCAGAGCUGGCUGUCCCGGGCCCAGCCCUCCUCAGAGCCUGGACAGUGGAGGACAAGCGCCCUGGCAGACUCUUACGCGCCGAGCGGUGGCAGCUCAAGGAACAUAAGCUGGGACAGAGAGCCGGGAUCUGCCUGGAGCCCCUUCAGCGAGAAGAACACCUGGGCCCACAGGAUGUGCUGCUGAGGACCCAGAUGCGCAUCCCAGGGCAGAGGGCCUAUGGCCCUGCUGUGGAUUUGGUGUGGGACACCACCCGAGGCAGCACUGCUGGCGCCCUGCGGCAAAGAGUGGCUGAGUCCUAUGCUCUUCCUGUGGAGAAAAUUGAAAUUGCCAAGUACUUCCCAGAAAAGUUUGAGUGGCUUCCAAUCUCUAGCUGGAACCAGCAAAUUACCAAGAAGAAAAAGAAGAAAAGGCAAGAUAAUUUGCAGGGGGCGCCCUAUUACUUGAAAGAUGGAGACACGAUUGGUAUCAAGAAUCUCCUAGCUGACGAAGACGAGGAUUUUAGUACAAUCAGAGAUGACAUCGGAAAAGAAAAAUUGAAACAGCUGGCACUGGGGAAAAGGCACAGCCGAAAAGCCCUUGGAGCUCAGAACAGCGACAUCUUUUCCAGCGCUGGGACACCCACUCAGCCCCGAGGACCGGAGGCCUCUCUGUCCAUCCAUGUGGGUAGCUUCAGAUAACACAGGCCAGACCUCCAUGGCAUCGCCUCCAUGAUGUGACCGUGUGGUUUUGUGGCUGUAUAAGCUUGAACCCAGGCAAGCACACAGCAUGCUGGGCUCUGUGGCCCUCAGCACAGUGCCACUGAUGCCAGCCCCGCGACACCCUGCCCUGUGGCCUUCGUAUGCCAAGCUCAUUGCUGGGUGCCCGUGGGACACCAGUAGCGUAAAGCAACGCCCUCAUGCAGCCACUGUUGAGUGUGAGUGCGUGCGUGAUGCAGGUGCAGAGCCCUGAGGAACAGAAUCUGCCUCCCGGCAUCGUCCCUGCCAUCGCUUACAGCUGACUUUCCUCCAGGCUGAGCCAGAACUAUGAUGGCCACAGCGGGCUGAAUCAGAGCUCAGAGUGAUCUCACUGCCACCGCCUCUGUCAGGAAAGAGGCAGACAAGGUGUCACAGCCACGGCCAGUGUUAGGGAUUGGCUAAGCUGGAUUCCUGAGCAGCCUCAUUAAAGUAGAUGAGAAAAUAAAGGCUAACGUUUGGGGGGUUU
Molecule: messenger RNA, 4541 nt
Organism: Octodon degus (degu)
Lineage: Eukaryota; Metazoa; Chordata; Mammalia; Rodentia; Octodontidae
Gene: Usp40
Product: ubiquitin specific peptidase 40
Exons: 32
Coding region: 320-4018 (1232 amino acids)
Biological process (GO): protein deubiquitination
Cellular component (GO): nucleus; cytosol
Molecular function (GO): cysteine-type deubiquitinase activity; cysteine-type endopeptidase activity
Source: RefSeq, a predicted model, not a curated record